AUGGAUCUAGAUUAUUUAAAUCCUGAUUUUGACACAUCGACCUUAAAAGUAACUGAUCUGAGAAGGAUUUUAACAGAAAAUUCGAUCGACUAUUCAUCACAUUCUAAGAAAUCUCAGUUAUUAGAAUUAUACAAGGAAAAUAUUGUUCCAUUGAUUCCUGAGUUAAGGGAAAAACACCUAAAUGUGAAACCAAGCAGUAACGGAAUCAAAGGAAUUACCCCAGAUAAUACAAUCAAAAAGAAAAGAAAGAGAGAAUCUUUAGAAAAUGAAAGUGCUAUUAAUCCAGAAACUAACUCCACUGGAAGAAAACUUAAUGAAGAGUUUCUGAAAGAUGCAUCUACUCCUUUAAACAAAAAAUCGAAAAAAGAUUCUAAAUCUAUGACACCUAUAAUCGAUAAAGUAUCGAAGAAAAGUCCAUCAAAAUCCCCAGAAAGAGCACUUAUGAUUGACAAAUUUGAAUUGUCAUCCUCAUCCUCUGAUUCUGAUUUAGCCGAUUCAAUAGUUCAGUUUACAGAAUCAAAAUUGUUUGAAUCUCAACAAAGAACAUCAUCAACACCAUCGAAAAAUAACUUAGAUUUUUCAUAUAAAGGAAAUGAAGCAUCUCCAAGUUUUAAUAACUUGAAGGUGUCACCUGCAUUUGCUAAACAACUUCAUAGGGCACUAGAAGAAAAUAAAAAUACCACAGAGGCAACCGAGGAAGGAAAAUCAAAUUAUUCCCCUUUGUUAUCUGAUGAAAGUAGCAUUACUGAUUUCAUACCUUCUUCAAGUAAAAUUCCUAACGUACCUUCACUGAACGAACAAUUGUCUCCCGCAUAUGAUUUCAGUAAACCUGAAAGGGGUGAACCAUUAGUGGAAAUAACUGAUGUUGACAAUGAUAUGGAUGACAAUCUCCAAAUUGGCCGUAUUAAGACCCCAGAAUUGCCAGAUGAGGAUGAUGUAAAAGAAAGUGAAAACCGUGUUAAACAAAUGCAGAAUCAAAUUGACAACCAUGACGAGAAUUCAAGUGCUGAGUCAGGAUCAUUUACCAAUCCAAAAAAGGACUUGGCGCAAAAGGCUAAAGAAUCCAAUUUACCAAAAUUACAGAAGACACCAGUUAUAAGAUCCAAAGAUGUAAUCUUAACAGAACAACACAUAAAACAAGGUCUAGAGCCAAUUUUAUCAAGAAGUCGAAAAGAAGAAGAAAAGUAUGAUGUGAAACAUAUCCUAGAUGACAAUAUAGAAAUUAAAGAAGAUGAUGAGUUAGAGGUCAUCUCAGAUGAUGAUGAACAAACUGCUGCUAUAAAUGGGCAUGAAGAUACCAAGCCAAGAACAUUUGCUCGUUUUAUUAGGACUUGUUUCUUUAAUUCUCUAGCUUUAUCUUUCAUAAUGGUACCAAUAUUACUGGGACUUUGGUACCGUGAGCAAAAAUUAUUGGUUGGCUAUUGUGGUCAUGAAUUACCUACUUCUAAAUUUGAAACUUUAUAUCCACAUUUCCCCCUAGCUUCCACAUUAGAUAACAUUUUAGUGCCUUUACUGCCCGAAUGCAUACCAUGUCCUGAAAAUUCAAUUUGCUACCCUCACAUGAAACUAAAAUGUAAGCCUGAUCACAAGCUGGUAAGAUCCAAAUUCAAUUUAUUUGGAUUGAUACCAAUCAGUCAUAAAUGUGAAAGGGAUGAUAAGAGAGACCAAUUAGUUAAAGAAGUGGUCGAAAAAUCACUAGAAUUUUUAAGAAUAAAAAAUGCACAAAUUAUGUGUGGCGAAAGCAAUAAUGAUCUGGAAAGCGGCCUAAGUGAAGAUGAACUUUACGAAAUAUUUAAUGAAUCUCGCGCCCCAUGGAUUGAAGCGGAAGAGUUUUCAGAGCUAUGGGAUGAAGUUGUUCAAAUUUUAAAAGAAAAACCAGAAAUCACAUGGAGGCAAGUGAGUAAUGAUGACUUAUUUUUUAUUAAAUCAAACAAGAAUGAAAUUACUAACAAAUCUAAACAGUUAUUCGAUGAUAACCCCGACUUUUCAAACGAUACCGAUAAACACAUUCAAGCCCAUGAGAUUCAAGGACAGGAAGGAUAUAUUUCACAAACAAGAACCAAAUCAAAAAACGGACAUUUUCGCUCAUCGUCCAAGAAAUAUAUCAGCCUCAAAUGCAAGUUUGAAAGUGAAGUAUACAGAACCUAUUACAAUUUCAGAUAUCUAAUUUGGGCCCUUGUUGCUACAUUAUCAUUCAUAAAAAUUAUAGAGGUCAGCCUAAAAAAAUAUUUCAAGGAGAAGAAAGAAACUGUACAGUUAGCUAAAAAGACUAUCGAGAGGCUCAAGAAAGCCAAAAAACAAAAUGCCGACCCAGCCUAUUUAAGUACAGUGCAAUUACGUGACAUAUUCCUGUCUGAUCUAGUGGACUUGAAAUACAAGAAUUAUUUGUGGGAGAAAGCAUUAAAAGAGUUGAGAUCCAAUACAAAUAUCAAAACAAAUUUGGUGGAAAUACAUGGGGAAGUCAUGAAAUGCCUUGAAUGGAUAGGCCCGCUUGAAGAUGACGAAAAUAUCACUAAUGGAAAUGAUUGA
This is a messenger RNA of Kazachstania africana CBS 2517, 2529 nucleotides long. It is a transcript of the gene SRC1, whose product is annotated as Src1p. Gene Ontology annotation, molecular function: chromatin binding. NCBI's taxonomy places the organism in Eukaryota, Fungi, Ascomycota, Saccharomycetes, Saccharomycetales, Saccharomycetaceae. Gene Ontology annotation, cellular component: nuclear inner membrane. The record is from RefSeq and is a predicted model, not a curated record. The transcript has a single exon. The coding region runs from base 1 to 2529 and encodes 842 amino acids.